Haliotis rufescens (red abalone) is the source of this 1119-nucleotide messenger RNA. RefSeq names its product histone-lysine N-methyltransferase SETMAR-like. Gene Ontology annotation, molecular function: nucleic acid binding. The coding region runs from base 1 to 1119 and encodes 372 amino acids. Lineage: Eukaryota; Metazoa; Mollusca; Gastropoda; Lepetellida; Haliotidae. The transcript has 2 exons. The record is from RefSeq and is a predicted model, not a curated record.
AUGAAGGCAGUAUUGGCUGAGAUCUUGGAUCGCGAGAAGGCCAUAGCUAGGAGACAAGGAGGAUUUGAUGGCAGAGUUGGAGAGAGAAGGUCGUGGUCAUUUCGUGGGCUUCCUCAGAAUGGAGCCUGUCAACACCUGGCAUCUCUGGCUCUUCCUCCUCAUCAGGUCAAAUUCUGGGUUGCAGAAUUUAAGAGGGGUCGGGUGAACCUGGAAGAUGAGCCACGCCCUGGCAGGCCUGUAGAGGUGACCAAUGACCAAACCAGUGAAGCUGUGAGACAACUGGUUGUCAAAGACAGGCGAAUGAAGGUGUCAGAAAUGGCCAACGCCUUAACCAUUUCAGAGGGAAGUGUCCACACCAUUUUGCAUGAUCGUCUGGGUAUGAGGAAGCUGUCUGCCCGAUGGGUCCCGAAAUGUCUGAGUUAUGAUCAGAAGGCUGUACGUGCGUCAAUGUGUCAGGCACUUUUGACGCAAUGCAGUCAGGAUGCAGACAACUUUAUGUGGAGAAUUGUUACUGGUGAUGAAACCUUGGUACACCACUAUGACCCAGAAACCAAAGAACAGAGUAAACAGUGGACUGGCUUUGCUUCACCCCGUCCCAAAACGUUUAAGACUCAACCAUCGGCUGGCAAAGUCAUGGCAACCAUCUUUUGGGAUACCAAAGGGGUCUUGCUCAUUGACUACUUGCCACGUGGCCAGACUAUUACUGGAGAGUACUACUCCGAUCUCCUGGACCGUUUGCGGACUGCUAUUCUUGCCAAACGUCGUGGAAAGAUCACAAAAGGUGUGCUGCUCCAAUAUGAUAAUGCCAGAGUGCACACCUGUCGACUUGCGGUUGCCGCAGUGAAGCGGAACGGGUUCAAAGUAUUGCCUCAUCCACCUUACUCACCAAACCUGGCACCAAGCGACUACUUUCUCUUCCCAAACUUGAAGAAAGAACUGCGUGGACAUAAUUUCCGGUCCGAUGAUGAACUCACGACAGCAGUGGAGGGGUGGUUACACGAACAACCCCAUGGUUUCUAUCACAACGGGCUUUUAGCUCUCGCACAUCGCUGGACAAAGUGCAUAGACCUCAAUGGUGGUUAUGUGGAAAAUGAAGAAGUGAGGAGCAGUAGCAAAUAG